Molecule: messenger RNA, 1629 nt
Organism: Theileria orientalis strain Shintoku
Lineage: Eukaryota; Apicomplexa; Aconoidasida; Piroplasmida; Theileriidae
Exons: 5
Coding region: 1-1629 (542 amino acids)
Cellular component (GO): Swr1 complex
Molecular function (GO): nucleosome binding
Source: RefSeq, a predicted model, not a curated record
AUGGACGCCUCAGCAUACUCAGCACUUCCCAGAGUAGUACUUGAUAAUGGCUCAGGAUACGUUAAAUUCGGACUGUCGUCGAACAAGAGGCCGCCGCACGUGGCGCCGAACUGUAUUGGCCACCCGAAGAAGAAGGCCAGCGCAUAUUACUCAGACUCGUACUCGUCCUCCAACGUGGACCAGGGAACGGGACACAGCACAAAUUCAGCAGCAGAUUCGGGAACGUUUGUGUCGGAAUACUGCUACACACUGUUGGAAUUCUUCUGUUACAGGCCGCAGGUGAACAGCCUGGUGUACGACGCGAAUAGGCAGAGGCAAGUCUGGGAUAGGUACAUAGGAAGGUCGAACCUGACGAACACAAACGGAGUGAUAUCGCCAGGAAACCUGCUCUCAGUAAACCCGGAAACCACCUCGAUUUGCGUAACGGAGCCGAAUUUGUGUCCAGCACAAUCAAGGCAGCUGUCAGCAGAGAUUCUGUUUGAGGACUUCGGGUUCCCAAUGGCAUGUUUCCUGUCCUCGCAAACAGCAAGCGCGUACUUUUAUGAGACGUUAAGGUCGAAGAGUAGAACAGGAUUCAGCUUAAAAUGCUACCCGAAAGAGCCGAGUCAGCAGACAAGUGAAAAUAUAUCAUGCUGCCUAGUGAUCGACUGCGGAUUCGGCUCCACUCACUCAGUGCCGUUUGUGAACGGAGAGCCCCUACAAAACGCAGCCCUGCGAACGGCAGUAGCAGGGUCGACAUGCAACUCGUACCUGAAAAACAUAACGGCGAUGAGGUCGGUGAAUUUGGAAUUCAACGAAUUGGUAGUACAGCACAUGAAGGAGGAGUCGUGCUACGUGUCAAGGGACUUCGACCUUGAGUUGAGAGCAGCGAAGAAGAUACAGAGCUUGUACGGGGCGCGCCUAGGCCACCAAUACAUGCUGCCAAUAUACACGUCGAGAUCGAAAACACACAUGCUGAAGCACUUCACGAACUAUCGCAAGACGAGGCCGCCACUCCUGAAUGAGCACAACGAAAAAUUCAUAAAAUUAGUGGCAGAUGGGAAAGUAAAGGACCCUGAGUAUAUAAAUAGUGUAAUAUCUGACCAAUACGUCAACGAAGGAUCAGGGAGUAAGGAGGAGAGUGGCAGCAGACAAGCUGAAGUGUUGAGCGGAGAAAAGGCAAGAGAGGGCCAGGAUCAAAGUCAGGAAGCUUACAACGAACAAGGCAACGUAGAUACGGACGACCAGUGCGUGAAUUUGUUCUCAGAACGAUUCUCAGUGCCAGAGAUACUUUUCAGCCCACAAGUAGAUAUUAAACUUAAGGAUUGUGGAAUCGUCGAUCUGGCCUACAGAAGCAUUUCACUGUGCCCGCCGGUAGUACAGCCGCUGCUAGCGAGAAACAUAUUUGUGUGCGGGGGAAGCACAAAAUACCACGGAUUCAUACACAGAUUUUAUAAGGAUUUAAGAUCACUAAUACCGCAGGCAUGGGACGUGGGAAUAUACUCAAUAGAAGACCCAUCAGUAGCGUCAUUUUAUGGAGCGAAGCACUGGACGAACAAUGACACACUCUUUCUGUCAAACGCAAUUACGAGAAACGCAUACUUGGAAAACGGAGGAAGUGUAAUAAAAAUAGACGAGCUUCUGAAUUAA